UGUUUUGACUGCCGCCUGAUGAACAAGAAAAUAAAUAAACAGUCGAGUCUUUGAACCCUCUUCCAAUCUGCCAUUCCAAUUUCCACUUCCGACGCGUUGGAAUAGCGAAGGAGCUUGGUUUCUUCUUUCGCCGCGAUAAGGGAUCUUCCUCUUGUCGUUCCAGCUGCAAUCUGGGACUAGUUUCCGUUUUCGAUCGAAAAGUUUUAGGAUUUGCGCUUGGUUUUGAGGGGUUGGGAGGAGAGAGAGGGCGCGGAAGAUGAAGUCGCCGCUGAGGAUGUUUCGAGGGAUGAAGGUCAACAAGGUGGAGAGCAAGGAGGUGAAGCAGCAGCGCCGGCCCUCAACGAAACCGGACGAGCUGAUCCGUGCCAUGCAGGAUAUGCAUGAGAUGCGAAGCUGCUAUGAUAGUUUACUGUCUGCAGCAGCUACAACUGCAAAUAAUGCGCAUGAAUUUUCUGAGGCACUGGAGGAACUGGGCACAUGUUUACUUCAGAAAACUGCACUGAAUGAUGAUGAAGACAGUGGUAGGGCUUUGAUGAUGAUGGGAAAAGCACAGUUUGAGCUGCAGAAACAUUUCGAUUCUUAUCGCUCUCAUAUCUUGCAUACAAUGGAUAAGCCAUCAAGGUCCCUUCUUGGUGAGAUUGAAAAUGUAGAGGAAAUGAAACACUUAUGCGAUGAUAGAAGAGAGACUUAUAGAAACAUAGAAGUGGCAAGUGGAGGAAAAGGGAGGUCAUGUCAUUUCCAAGAAAAAACCUCAACAAAGGAAUUGCUUGAAGCUAAGGUUAAUUAUGAAGACGAGGCAGCUCGGUUUGUCUUUCGGGUAAAAUCAUUAAAGAGAGGUCAAUUUCAAAGUCUUUUGACUCAGGCUACUCGCCAUCAUGCUGCACAGAUAAGUUUCUUCAGGAACGGACUUAAGGCCCUUGAAAUGGUUGAAUCACAAGUUAAAGCAGUUGCUGACCGACAUCAUAUUGAUUACAGUGUCAGUGAUCUUGAAGAUGACAAUGAUGAUGACACUUAUGGCAGUGAUGAUGAGGGAUUAAGUUUUAAUUUUCAAAAAAGUUUCCAAGAACAGAAUGUUGUUUAUAUAUCUGGAAACUAUAUAGAGGAAAAGACUUGCAAAAGCCAAUCGGGCAUGCACAAAUCCAAUUUGAGGACACAUAUCAGCCAAUCAGCACCCAUUUUUGCUAAUAAGAAGCUUGAUUCAUCUGAGAAGAUAGAAACAUUGCCCGCAGUGAGGAAGUUUCACGCUUAUGUUUUGCCUACGCCGCAUAAUGAUAGGAACCUAAAUCCAAGUCCUCAUACUGCUCCCUCUCUAGAAACACCUACACCAAAUGAUAGAAGUCCAGGUCCUCGGACUACUGCUGCACAUCCAAGUUCUCAUACUACUCCCCUAGAAACAAAGGCUAGUCAGUCACCUAAGAAAAGUGAGUUUUUGGGCACAACCAAGUCAUCAAGGAAUGCAACAACUACAGGGAACAGAAUUUAUAGUGGGCCCAUCUGGAUGCCAUCUGAUUUCUCAGAGAAGCCAUCAGGCCCACCAUUUAAUAGACAUGAAGCAUAUGCUGCUAAUAAGUUGAACCGGCAUGCCUUCUUCUCUGGCCCUUUAACAAACCAGCCAGUCUCUAACAAGCCCAUUGUUUCCCCUCAAUAUAGACACUCAACAGAAUUUCCUCAUCCAGUCUCUUCGGCAUCUCAGCAGAUGCCAAAACCUAAAUCAUCUAUAUCCCCAAAUGUGGCUUCCAGAACCUUGCCUCCUGUAACAUCUCUUAAAAUCAGUGAGCUUCACGAGCUUCCUAGGCCACCAAUUAGUUCGGAGAAGGCAACAGGGCCAUCCAGUUUUAUCGGCUAUUCUGGUCCCUUGGUCUCUAGAGCAAAAAAUAAUAUGAUGUCAUCUCGUCCAAGUAGUGUGCAUCCACUGCCAAAUUCUCUUGGAGAAAUGAGCCGCAGUUUCUCAAAUCCUUCUAAUAGCCGAAGAAUACCAGUAUUUGCUAUGUCCAAGUUGUUGGAGAUUCCUCAGAAUCCAGUCAGAAUCGAGGAGAUCACUUCGCCACCUCCAACGCAUUUACCCUCAAUGACUAUGCUUCCAGUAUUGACAACAUCAUAGCCAGUUCCUGCAUUUUUAAGAGAUGCAGAUGAAGGUUGCGGUCCAAUUUUCUUGCGUGAAAAAAGGAUAAAAUGUUUUUGCUGUAUCCCCUGCAAUUUUGUGUAAAUUGCCUGUCCAUUCCCAGCUCCUAUUCAUUCAGAAAUCAAACUAGAUUCUCAAAUAAACCAUCUGAAAAAAAAAACUAGCCAUUUAAAUAAUGUGUGAUACGCAAUGACAGAAAAGAUUGCUUGAAGCUGUAGAUAAGUUUUGGUUGUCAUCUCGUCAAAACAUAUAGCUCAUUCUAUUGAGGCUGAUCACCGUUUAAUGUUUUCGUUAUUAGUCAUUUAUAAUGCAAGUAUACAUGUAAUGGAAACACCAGUGCUGUAUCAGUUUUAGUAUUUUAUUUGUUUUUGUCUCUUGCAUAAGUAAUACAGUUUGUACUAUGUGAAUUAAACUGAAUGAAUUGGAUCAUAUCCAAAAUUCGUGAUCUAAAUUUCAA
Zingiber officinale is the source of this 2579-nucleotide messenger RNA. RefSeq lists its product as uncharacterized. Lineage: Eukaryota; Viridiplantae; Streptophyta; Magnoliopsida; Zingiberales; Zingiberaceae. The coding region runs from base 257 to 2101 and encodes 614 amino acids. The transcript is spliced from 10 exons. The record is from RefSeq and is a predicted model, not a curated record.